ACUGUCUCCGUCCGCAAGCCAAUCAUUGGGCUAAGGAGGAGUGUGCUGUUGCAGGGAACAUUGACCUUCAGGGACGUGACUGUGGACUUCAACCUGGAGGAGUGGCAGCAGCUGGACGCCACUCAGAGGAACCUCUGCAGGGAUGUCAUGCUGGAGAACUACAGCCACCUGGUCUCCGUGGGAUUCCUCAUGGCCCAACCAGUUAGGAUCUUCAGGUUGGGACAAGGAGAAGAGGAGGCCAGGAUGGCAGCUGGAGAAAGCCCAACACGGAGGUGUCCAGGUGAGCCCGCGCCGGGCCAGUUGGGCCAGGGCAAGGGGACCUGAUGGGUCAGGGAGAGCUUGGCCUCGGGGGCGCGCCCCAGAGUUCUUCUCAGAAACCCCAGACUUGGGGACACAAUUCGGGUCUGAUGGAACGAGCUGCUGUGAUAUCCGCACGAUGCCCCACCUGCUGCCCCUCUGCAGCCCCUUGUUCUUGGGGUUCAGACAGAGGCAGCCACUGCUGUUCUGUAGAUCCCGUCUCCACCUUCCAGCAUCUGGGUGGCUAGGGAGACGUGCCCAGCCUUGUCUCCUUCCUCCUCCCUCUCCUUUCCGGAAGCUGUUGCGACUUUCCCCCUCUCUUGGGCAUUUGCGUGUUCCUCAGAAGACAAAGCAGAUGGAGGGGUGAUGUUUCCUGUUUACUGGGCAUACUGUGGGCCCUCGAAGUCUGAAACACAGAGUCUUUAACCUCAGGGAAAUUAUCCUACCUGGUUUACUGGAGUUGGGAUGGACAAAAAAGCUUUGCUAAUGACCUUCAGC
This is a messenger RNA of Physeter macrocephalus (sperm whale), 795 nucleotides long. RefSeq names its product KRAB domain-containing protein 4-like. The record is from RefSeq and is a predicted model, not a curated record. The annotation marks the transcript as partial. Gene Ontology annotation, biological process: regulation of DNA-templated transcription. The transcript is spliced from 2 exons. NCBI's taxonomy places the organism in Eukaryota, Metazoa, Chordata, Mammalia, Artiodactyla, Physeteridae.